This is a messenger RNA of Drosophila ficusphila, 1349 nucleotides long. RefSeq lists its product as uncharacterized. Lineage: Eukaryota; Metazoa; Arthropoda; Insecta; Diptera; Drosophilidae. The transcript is spliced from 2 exons. The coding region runs from base 27 to 1334 and encodes 435 amino acids. Gene Ontology annotation, biological process: glutathione metabolic process. The record is from RefSeq and is a predicted model, not a curated record.
UCCUCUCGAGCGGGCAACACGACAACAUGGAUCUUUACUACUUGCCUUUGGUCAGCGCUUGUCGCACAGUUCUCAUGGUGGCCAAGGCCCUGAACCUUGACCUCAACAAAAAGAUCAUCAAUACUUUGAAGAAAGAGCAACUGAAUCCGGACUUUAUCAAGAUCAAUCCCCAGCACACCAUCCCCACUUUGGUGGACAAUGGAUUUACUCUUUGGGAGUCGCGUGCCGUCGCAGUUUACUUGAUUGAACAGUACGGAAAGGACGAUUCCCUUUACCCGAAGGAUCCCCAAAAGCAGGCAGUGAUCAACCAGCGUCUUUAUUUCGACAUGGGUUCCAUGUAUCCCUCCCUGGCCAACUACUACUACAAGAUUUUCUUUACCGGUCAGCCAGGCACUGAAGAGGAUUUUAAAAAGAUUCAGGAAACCUUUGAUUUCUUAAACACCUUCCUAGAGGGCCAGGACUACGUGGCUGGUGACCAGUACACCGUUGCCGAUAUUGCCAUUCUCUCCAGUGUCUCCACCUUCGAUGUUCUCGAGUUCGAUAUCAGCAAAUAUCCCAACGUGGCCAAGUGGUACGAAAGGGUCAAGAAGAUUACUCCUGGCUGGGAGGAAAACUGGCAAGGCGCGUUGGAUGUCGCAAUCAGUUCUGUUUUUCCUCUCCAACGAGAAGCACUCAAUAAUCACGAUUGCAAAAUGGAUUUCUACUACUCUCCCCGUGGAAGUGGAUGUCGCACCGUUGUCAUGGUUGCCAAGGCCCUGAAUUUGGAGCUGAACAAGAAGCAGUUGCGAAUCUCUGAGGGGGAGAACCUCAAGCCAGAGUUCCUUAAGCUUAAUCCCCAGCAUACGAUUCCCACCUUGGUCGAUAAUGGAUUCGCGAUCUGGGAAUCUCGCGCCAUUGCCGUGUAUCUGGUGGAGAAAUACGGCAAGGGCGACUCCCUGUUCCCUAAGGAUCCCCAGAAACGUGCGGUGAUCAAUCAGCGCCUGUACUUCGACAUGGGAACCCUGCACGACUCCUUUAUGAAGUACUACUAUCCCUUCAUCCGGUCUGGUAAACUGGGAACUCCCGAGGCCUUCCAGAAGGUCGAAGCUGCCUUUGAGUUCCUAAACACUUUCCUGGAGGGCCAGGAGUACGUGGCUGGCAACCAGUUCACCGUGGCCGACAUUGCCAUCCUGUCCAGCGUUUCCACUUUCGAAGUCGUUGAGUUCGACAUCGCCAAGUACCCAAAUGUGGCCAAGUGGUAUGCUCAUGCCAAAAACAUUACUCCCGGAUGGCAAGAAAACUGGGACGGCCUGUUGCAAAUGAAAACAAUGUACGAGGCUCAAAAAGCGAAGUAAAAGAAGAGUUACAUA